Molecule: messenger RNA, 8011 nt
Organism: Drosophila melanogaster (fruit fly)
Lineage: Eukaryota; Metazoa; Arthropoda; Insecta; Diptera; Drosophilidae
Gene: zld
Product: zelda
Exons: 3
Coding region: 918-5039 (1373 amino acids)
Biological process (GO): positive regulation of transcription by RNA polymerase II
Cellular component (GO): nucleus; chromosome
Source: RefSeq, marked reviewed
GGUCAUUUGUAUUUGGAACGCCGUAGCAGACAGAAGGACACGGGUGAAAAAGCGACGAAGCGUGCGAACGGAGUGGAGCGGCUACUUUUAGCGCCCUUUUUUGUUUCAUUUUCCCCACUCACAAAACGCAACAUUUUUGGCAACAACUUUUCGGCAAACCAAUUGAAAAACAAACUAAACGAACUAAUCGCGGCUCGGGAAUCAACAACAAAUUUAAUUCCGAUGCAAUACUUGUGUUCGUAAACAAUUUUUUUCUGUUCGAUCCGAUCCCCGAUAAACGAUAAACGCGAAUUCCAGUGAUCUUUUGGAAAAGGGCGAAGCGAAAAGCGAACCCAAACCGAAAAACUCUAAAUCACCGGUAAAAAAAAAAGUGGCGAGAGAGAGCAAGAAAGAGAGAGAGAGAGAGAUAGGGAGAGUGUGAUCACAUCGCAUCGCCAUUCUCGCUUCCCUCGCAAUUCGCAAAAACAAAAUUCGAAAUUCAAAAUUGACCAGCAUUCGUUGCGGUUCCGAUAUUGGUUUCUUCAGUUCAGUUCAGUUCAGUUUCGUAUUAUUUAUCGAGUCUGCUGUUGUGUGUCUUUCGUUUCGCCGAAGAGGAGCGGUGAAAGAGAAGAAGGAGGAGGAGCGGAGCAGAAGAAGAAGGAGCGAAGCAGAAGUCCAAGUCCAACGAAGAAGUGCCCAAAGCGAGGCGCAGAUAAUACAAAUACAAAGCACAAAAAAACAAAAAAUCACAAAAAAAUAAAACGAAACGAGAGCAUAUAACAUAAAAACCCAAAACAAAAACGAUCGGCUCAGCAGAGCCAACGAAAAGCAAGCAGCGUAGCAGCAGGAGCAGAGGAUGCACCACUGAUCCCGGAGAGCUCGAGACAUGAGAAGCGAAACACCGAGCAGCCACCAAGCAUCGACUUAUGUAGCGGUCCAUGACGAGCAUUAAGACCGAGAUGCCGCCCCUGCACGCGGCAGAGGCGCUCGCCUCCAGCAGUGCUACAGACAGUGGUGGGGGAGGAGCAGGAGGAGGAGGAGGAGGAGGUGGAGGAGGAUCGGGCGGACCAGGAGCGGGAGGAACGGGAGGCGUAGGCAGUGCGCCCGCCACACCCAAUGCCACAAUUAGCGCCGCCGCCGACUCCAGUGAUAAUCAACCCGGCACGCCGCAGCCCACGCAACAGCAGCAAUCGACGCAGCAACAGUUGCAGCAGCCACAAUCGCAACAGCAGCAGCAGCAGGCCAUGGGUGGAGGAGAUCCCCAGCAGCAGCAACAGCAGCAGCAGGUAACGGGUAUCACCCACCAGCCGUACGCCACCCACCACAUGUACUCCGCAUCUGGCGGACAGCAGCAACAACAGCAGCAGAUCUACGGCGGACUCUACGGCGGGGACAUGCAGCAGCAGCAGGGUUACGCCAGCAGCUACAUCAACAGCUACGAGCAGUUCUACCAGCAGCAACAGCAGCAGCAGCAGGGCACUGAUUACGCCUUUGGCACCGUGGGCGUUGACUAUGGCAAGAGCGCCGGUGUUCGCUAUCAUCCCUACCUGCAGACGCCAACCUCCGGACUGGGAGGCAUUCCAACGGCCAGCUCGGCACAGGAGGAGGCGGGCAGUGCGCCCAGCGCGGUCAGCACCACCACAGCGGUGGCCAUGAGUCCGCGUGUGGUUAGCAGCAGCAGUCCAACGUCGACGUCCUCGCACCUGCAGCUGGGCAGCUCCAGUGGCCAGACACCAGGCUCACCAGGCGGAGCCGCCGGAAGUGCCGGAUGCAAGUUGCAGUGCAAGAAGUGCGGCAUCCUCACCACCAACGAGUCGGAGCUACAGGAGCACAUCGCCAACGUGCACGGAGAGUCGCCGUACGGCAGCAGCGGUUACGCCAGUUCACCGUACAUCAAGGAGGAGAUGCCCACACCACAGCCACCCGGCGUUGGAUCCGCAACGGCCAAUCCCGGCGAAUUACUCGACCUAGAUUCCCAGAAGAUGGUCUAUCACCAGCAGCUGCUCCAGCAGCAACAACAGCAACACGACGUGGUCGCUGGACUGCCGCUGGGCGCUCUGCCGGAUCCGCUGCACUCGAUGCAAUCUAUGCAGCAGCGCGCACUCCACAGCUGGGAGCAGCAGCCACAGCAGACGGUGGCCUCCGUGGAGGGCCUGCCACCCUACAUGCAGCAGGGAUUGGGCGUGGGGCUGGGAGUCGGUGUGGACAAGUCGCCCUACUACUCACCAAAGCAGUCACCCUAUCAUCAGUCAACCGGCGUUGGCGGAGCCACGCUGAUCAAGCAGGAGUACGGCGGCCACGGACUGAUCAAGUCCGAGUAUCCCGAUUCGCAGCAUUACGUGGACAAGUCCUUCGAUCCCACAGCUGGCGGAGCUGGUGGCGCGGAACUGUGCGCCAGCGUGGCCACCAGUCCGGCGGAGUUCCCCAGCACCACUACGGGCGGACCAGGGCAGGAGGGAGCGGCGGGUGCGGCGCCAGGAGGUGGAUACCGCGGUUUCGAGCCACCCAGCUCGAGCUCCGUGCUGCCGGCCAACAGCCUGACGGCCAAGGCGGCCACCUGGAAGUCGAACGAGGCGCGCCGUCCGAAAACGUACAACUGCACGGCCUGCAACAAGUGGUUCACCAGCUCGGGCCAUCUUAAGCGCCACUACAAUACGACGCUGCACAAGAAUGCGGUUAAGUCGAGCGGCCAGCCGGAUCCAGCCACCCUGCCCAUCUCGGCGCACCACCAUCCCGCCCGCGACCCGGUGACGAAGCCCAGUCGCAGGGGCAAUGCCGCAGCCGCUGCGGCCGCCGCUGCAGCUGCCGCCUCGGCCAGCGGUCAGGGUCAGCAGCAACAGCCGCCGAUACCGCCGCCGCCGGCCAAUGUGCCACCCCCGGAGCCGCCUAGAAGUCCGCCCGAUUAUGGCGGAGGAGGCGGCUUGGGCGUGGGAGCGAUGGGCGGCGCUGCCAUGUCCCAGUACUCGGCCUCACCCUCGCCCACACAGCAGCAGCAGCACCACCUCAACCACCAUCAGCAGCAGGCCAACGGCUAUGCUAAUGGCACCGCCAACGGCUAUGGCUACAUGCAGCAACAAGUGCAAUCCACGACAAACGCUUCACCACAGCACGCUUCCAACAACAACAGCAACAACCAGCAGCAGCAGCAACAACAGCAGCAGCACCAUCAGCAGCAGAUGCCGCAGCACCACAACUCCGUUUUGAACGGUCACCCAAACGGGCUAGCAGGUCCCUCCGCCCCACACAACAACAACACCACCCAAAUGCCGUCCUCCCAAAUGAGGGGCCUGCUGAACGAAACAACAACCACGCCGCCACCAACAACAACAACCCGAGCACCACAAAUCACAACAACAGCAACAACAACAACAACGGCGGCCACCACGGUAGCUAUAAAGAGCGAGCAAAUGGAGGACAGCAACCACACUCACACCCACACACACACGCAUCCCAAUCACAGUCACAGCCAGGACAGGAGCCACAGCAGCAGCAGCAGCAGCUCAAUGGCCACGGAGGAGGCGGAGGAGCAGGAGCUGCGGGAUCAGGAGCAGGCGGACGAUCACCUGCAUCAGCAUCAACAGGCGUCGCAGCAGUAUCUGCUGUCGGCGCGUCAUUACCACAGCAGCACGCCCAACACGCUCAGCAGCAGCAACACCAAUCCCAGCACGCCCAGCAGCAACUCGCCCCAUACUAUCUACCGGCAGGAGCAGCAGGGAACGGAUUUCUCGCGCACCACCCCGCCGCCGCAGCCGCUGCCGCCUAUGGGAAUGCUGCCGCCUAUGGCAAUGGACUACAACAUGCUGGCUUUGGAUAUGCCCAUGCCCAUGCCCACGCUCAUGCACAGCAAUAUGCUGCAGUGCAGCAGCACCAGCACCACGCCGCUAGCUACUACCAUCACCACCAGUAUGCCGGACACUAUGCAGCCGCCGCAGCAGCAGCUGGUGCACCACUACCAGGCGGUGCUCCACCCGCUCCAUCAGCAGCUGGGGGAGCAGCACCAGCGCCAGGAGGCGGAUCAUCAUCAGCAGCAGCGGGAGCUUCACCAACUGGAUCAGCAGCAGCAGCAGCAGCAGGCGUUAAUCCUGGCGGACAGUUUGCCGCACAGCAGCAGUUCGCCCACCAGCAGCUCCCCACCGCCCACCAUGCCCAUGCCGCUCACCACCAUCACAGCGCCGCAGCUGCUGCCGCUGCAGCCGCCGCCGCCGCACAUCACCAGCACCAUGCCCAUGCCGCCCACCAUGCACAUGCCCAUCAUGCCGCCGCCGCCGCAAUGCUACCAGCAGCUGCAGCCGCUGGACCCCACAAUGAGCUAUCACACUAUUAUUGGUAGUGGCCCGGAGGCGCAUACCGGAACGGCCGGCGGUGGCUAUAGCAAUCAGAUCACCACCAGCGAUGGCCAGAUCCUGCAGCUGAUGCCAACAUCCCUGUUCGCGCCAUAUGCACCGCUCUCGCCGUACUCGGUGGCCGCCCAGCGAUCGCCGCAGGAGGGCGAUCUGCCGCCGGUUCACACACUCACGACGGCCCUGCAUGCCCAUCAGCAGGGCGGGCAGCAGGAGGCGCAGACGCCAACGCUGACUGUGCUCUCCACGCCCUACUCGCCCACAGUGAGCAGCUCGCGGGCGACUCCCGCACUGGAGAUGGAUAUGGCCACGCUGAUGCAGCACCAUCAGGACUAUGAGAUGGAGCAGUACCAGAUGCAGCACCAGCAGUUGGAUCAGAUGCAGCAGCACCAGCAGCAACUGGACCACCAGCAGCAGCAACAGAUCCUGGCGGAUCAGACCCAGACGAUGGCCCAACAGCCGCUGGCCAAGAAGCGGCGUGGCGGCAACGCAACACCAUCGACGACGAAGCGACGGCGGAACAGCAGCGUCGGAUCGACGUCGCCGCACUCGACCACCCUGCCAUCGGGACGGAUCAAGUGUCUGGAGUGCGACAAGGAGUUCACCAAGAACUGCUACCUCACGCAGCACAACAAGAGCUUCCACUCCGCAUCCAGGAGGCAGAACAAAUCGAAUCCAUCUAUGUACCCAGCGAACGCCCAGAGACGGAUCAAAAUUUAAGCGAAUUGAAUUAUUUCGGACAACCCGCGAACUCGGCGCUUUGGCAAGGACACCAAGGAAGGAUGGAAGGAUACCCAUAAAUUUGAGCGCUGUAUGAUGGACUAACCACAUGCACUCCAACCAAACCAAGCAAUCCAAAUAACCAAUCCCUUUCGAUCAUCAUCUUCAUCUGCACAAAGGAUUCCAGGAUCUAUAGAUCUAAAUGAACGUUUUUUGUUUUGUUUGUUUGUUUUUUGUAUUCUUAGUGCAAUCAACUAGUUUCGUGUCGAAAGAAAGACGAACCCAAGAACCCCACAUGAACGAAAUCGAAUCUCCUUAGCGUAAAUUUAGCAUAUGUAACUCUUUGUGUAUCUAAGGAUCUAAGUAAGCCAGCCAAAUAGCUGUACCAAUCCGGGCAUUAUCGUGCGUACUUUUAGCCCACUUACCCACUUACGCUCCUAGCCACAAAUCCACAUACAAAUGCAAUUGCAACCGUUAAGCUGUACAUACAUAGGCGCCAGAAAGGUUCAAGGACUAAAACUUAGAUGGGCAGGAUUGAGAAGAUGCAGCUGAAGAACAUUGUCUCCUAUAUAUCAACAUUGUGCAUAUCAUUUAUUGGGCAAACGACAAAUAAAAACAAUAAUUAAACUUAAAUAGCAAAAGGUUAAAAGCAGGAGGGGCAAUACUUUUAGUUGAAAUUGAUUUGAGUUGAAUUGAAUUGAAUUGAAAUGAAAUGAAUUUGCUCGCCUUGCGAAACGCAUUUCAUCCGUCAGUUGAGAGUGUUUACUGUGCAAUAUAAAACUAACACAUGUAUUCUAUUGUGUUUUUUUUUUUUUUUUUGUUUUUUUUUUGUAUCGAAAUGUUAAGGACGAAACCUAGCGAUAGCAAAGAACCACAAAGGAUUACCUCGGCAGAACCGCUCAGAAAGUAAUAGAAAUCUACCUCGUUAGCAAUAAAACAAUGAUCGAUUGAAGAACGAAUCAGAUCGGCAGGAAUAUUUUAGUUUUAGUUAUAGUUUUAGUUUGAGAUGGCGAACGAAUCGAAGAAAAUGUCAACUAAUUAUACGUAAAACUAAAACAAAUAACUUUAAAUGUAAUUGUUUAUAUGCUAUUUAUACACACACCUAUACAAUAUGUAUAUCCUAUACGAAGGAUACUUUUAGGCUUAAUGACAUUCGAUUGCCGCCCUGCCACGCCCCCUGCGCCACCCAUCCCCCCCCCCCGCCCUCGAGUUGCGCGGCAUUGUCAUCAGUUUAAAUUUGAAUCUUUACAGUUUGGCCAGCUACCGUGAAUUUGUUGCUCAUAUGACAAAACGCAACGAACACGCCCCCGGGGGGCGGUGGCGCAAGGUGGGCGGGCGGCGACCACACCCACAUCCAUACCCUGCCCCAACCAUCUCAACAACGAAAUUCCCAUUGAGAACUAGGAUGGCAGCGUGAACAAGUGAUUUCGAUGGUCCUGCAAGCAAUUAUAAUUAUGAUACAGCAAUUGCAGUUUUUCCGAUCGAUUUACAUAUAUAGAUUACAUACAUAUGUAUAUGCGACUAAAGAUGAAAAAGAUUAAUCAGAAUACGGUAGAUUUAAAGAGUAUCCUUGCAGGGCUAUUACAUUUUUCGGAACACCGAAUCUAUUUAAUUCCUCCCCCUUUGUUUGUGUUUGCAACUAUGCGCAAACUAUAGUUCUAUUUUAUAUUCUUUUUUUUUUUCUUGAUGCAGAACACCUAAGCAAUACUUGAUGCAGGCAAAAAAUCACUUUGGUUCUGAUUAUGACGACCCUUUCGGUCUGAGCCAAAUGCAAUUUCUUCAAGGAAAAAACCAGAAGCGAGAGAAAGUAAACAUAUUUAAAUUAUGUAGCAACUACAUGUUAAAUUUUAGCAAUUAAUUAUUAAACAAAAGGGAGCACAAAACCCAAAUGAAAGCAACCUACAAAUUAUACACACACACACACAUACGAAUAUGAUGAUCGGAUAUAUGUAUAUUUAAAGGAUCAAAGAACAUUUUAAGCAGCACCAAGUGAAAUGAAACGAAAAAACACGAAAACACUGAAAUCGCCAUGAAGUUUAUAGGAAAAGUUGAACAAUCGCCAAAUGCAUGAUACGAGUAUAUGUAUGUAUAUGUAAAUAUGGGUGCUUCUUUUACAAACCGACCAGGAAAUGAAUAUGCCAUCCCAAAUCUAUUCUAUUUCAUUCACAUUUCGGCGAAAACUCAAUCAAUAUGUUUAAAGUUAUAAGUGGACAAUGAAUUCCUUUCGGUUUGUAAGAGAAUUUCCCACAUGUGUGUGUCGUAGUAAUGCCAAAAAUAAAAAAAAAAGAAAGAAAGGAAAAAACACUUUAAUUAUAUUCAAUAAUUCGACAAGGAACCGUGUACCUCUAUCGCUCCACCAAAAAACAAAAAAAGCACACAGAUAAUGGUUUAAAAAUAUCGAAAUCAUUGUCCAUUGUAUACAAUGAUAUUUCGUGUAUGUUGUGUGUGCGUGCAUUGGUAUUUGUACAUUUUUACACACUUAUAGCCACUUCAAAAAAAAAACAAAACAAAACAAAACAAAACCGAACAAGAAACAAGUAACCUCAAGAGAACCCAUCUCGUAUCAGGAAUUUUAACAAAGAUUUUAUAUAAUAAAAGUUAGGAAAACUCAGUGUUAAAAAGUCAGUCUAAAAAAGUCAUGAAUAUAUAUAUAUGUAUGUGUGUUCUCUAAUAAGCACAUCUCAAUGUACCCAAAAUGAAUUUAUGCACGAGAAACGCCAGCAGUGAACCAAAUUGUCACCCGUUACGUAUCUCUAAAAAUACACCUGUACAUACAUUUAUGUGUACAUCCAUGUAAAAGACGGGUCGCCACCCCCAACGCCUCACCACCCCCCCCCCCCCCUCACAUUGAAGGAAAACCCGAAAUUGUCAAGCCAAAAAAAAAAAGAAGGGAAAGAAAGCAAAGUAAUGCAAAACUGACACACGACAGACGAAAAAUGAUUUUUUUUGAACCGAAAUAAAGAAUGUAAACU